Priapulus caudatus is the source of this 1059-nucleotide messenger RNA. Its product is annotated as monocarboxylate transporter 12-like. Gene Ontology annotation, biological process: transmembrane transport; monocarboxylic acid transport. Gene Ontology annotation, molecular function: monocarboxylic acid transmembrane transporter activity. Bases 6 to 1022 code for a protein of 338 amino acids. The record is from RefSeq and is a predicted model, not a curated record. The transcript has 3 exons. Lineage: Eukaryota; Metazoa; Priapulida; Priapulimorpha; Priapulimorphida; Priapulidae.
UUGGGAUGGGUUUCAUUUUAACACCUUCCAUUGCUAUUGUCGGUUACUAUUUCGACAAGUAUCGCCCUCUGGCGUCCGUGCUAACGUCAUGCGCUCACUCUGCUGGUACGAUGGUCGCUCCGAUGGUGACCGUUGCAUUCAUCGAUUCCUUCACCUGGCACGGUGCACUGCUCAUAACCGCCGGGGUGUGUAUGCACAUGGUGCUAGGAGGGAUGCUGUUCCGACCUCUUCCUGUAGCGAAAACGACGAACGGGACUGUGAGGAAGAAGACGGCAGCCCUGAGCAGCGGCGCCAUCAAGAAACUAGCACUGUACUGCGUGACGGCGGUGUGCUUUAAUGCUGGUAGCGAGUCCAUCCUGAUGUUCAGCAUCAAGUACGGAUUGGAACUGGGCAUUCCGAUUGAGACAGUCGCACAGCUAUGCAUAAUCCGAGAUGUCAGCAGUACGCUUAUCCGUUUCACUGUGGCUAUCAUAUCCGGCAGCUCGUGCUUCAAUCGCCGCAUCGCGUUUGCGAGCGGGAUCUCGUUAGGUGGCGCCGCCGCCCUGCUAUUCUUUUUUGCGCCGUCGCGAGCUCUGUAUCCGGUCCUACUGUGCGUGUACGGACUUGGAAGUGGUGUCACUUACUCGUUGGGAGCCUCCGUCAACGUAGAUUUGUUUGGAGUCGGGAAUCUUCUGACGAUCGAAGGAAUAGUCAACUUUGCCGCGGGUUGUGCAAGUUUCAUCGGACCCCUUAUCGCCGGUGCCAUGGUGGACCAAUUUGGAAACACGAGAUCAGCAUUCCUAUUUGGCGGGAUCAUGCUUCUCACGUCGGCGCUGUUUUUUGUCGGCGUCCUCCUCCUUAACCGCCGCCAGGUUAACAUCCGACGCGCCAGCGUGGCGAGUAGGAAGGCAUCCCGCCGCUCAUUUACAGUAGCAAACGACGACGAUGACGAGACGAUGACGAUGACGAUUUAUGACGAUGACGAUGACGAUGACUACGGAUGUCUUACACGUACGCAUAAGGUACAACGCGUAGGGAUGUAGCAGGAUCAGGGUGUAGCGGGAUCAGAGGUGUUAGGUG